Messenger RNA from Triticum aestivum (bread wheat), 1671 nucleotides. Its product is annotated as G-patch domain-containing protein 1. Gene Ontology annotation, molecular function: nucleic acid binding. Bases 138 to 1262 code for a protein of 374 amino acids. Gene Ontology annotation, cellular component: nucleolus. The record is from RefSeq and is a predicted model, not a curated record. Lineage: Eukaryota; Viridiplantae; Streptophyta; Magnoliopsida; Poales; Poaceae. The transcript has 11 exons.
GCUCAAAACCCCCUCGACCGCGCAUUCUUAGGGUUUCCUCUCUCUCCUCGGCUCCGCCCAGGCAACUCCACCCCCAAUCCAACCGUACCGGCGGCGGCGAACGCGGCGACGAACCCGCGCAGCGCAGCCCAGGCGCCAUGGCCGCGCCGGAGGCACCCACGUGCUACGUCGGGGUCGCGCGCCAGUCCGCCGCCUUCCGCCUCAUGAAGCAAAUGGGAUGGGAAGAAGGUGAAGGCCUCGGGAAAGACAAGCAGGGUAUAAAGGGGCAUGUCAGAGUGAAACAAAAGCAGGACACACUAGGUGUUGGUGUGGACAAUCCUCAGAACAAAUGGGCGUAUGAUACCACCCAGUUCGAUGAUAUACUAAAGAAACUGAAAGUGCAAUCUACUACUCCUGCUAAAGAAAUUGAGGAUGUAAGCAGUUCACCUGACAGUACACCCAAGAAAGAUAAACCUGCAAAAGAUGAAGUCGCUAAAGUUACCCGGCCUCAAGGAAGAUAUAAGAAAAGGGAGAGGGGGAAAAGUGUGAGGGGUUAUUCAGCAGUUGAUCUUGAAGGCAUACUUGUUCGGAAGAAGGAAAAUGAUUGCGAGGUGGAUCAGGAAGUUCAACCAUCAUGUAUGGAAGAGCCUGAUAUCACCAUCGGCCAGGGUGCAGUAUCCCAAGCUGAAGAUGUGAACUGGUGGGGGCACAAGUUUGGAUAUGUAUCAGGAGGCUUUUUAGGAGCAAAAUCUCGCAAGAAUAAAAAAGAUAAUUCUAAUGUCCGUCAGAUGUUUGGGGAAGAUGAUCAAGAAAAUCUGUACAACCUUGUUCAGGACAAAGCUACAUCUGGAAAGCAGGGUCUUGGCAUCAAGGACCUGCCGAUGAAAGUUGGUGGCCAGCGUUGGAAGGGGAACAAAACCUCUCUUGGUGAUAGUGAUGAGGAAAACUCAACCCAGUCUGAAUUAUCAGAAGUGGAAGAAGAUGAAGACGAGGAAGGAUCUGCCAGUGAUGCUAAAGUAAAUGAAGUACAUGUGAAAACCGUAAAAGAAGUUUGCGUGGAUGCUAAACCUAAAACCAAGUUCAAGAAGCUUUGCAAAAAAAUUCUUCGUCAGGCUCCAUCUCAGUCCAUGAAAUUGAAGGAGCUCAAGGAAGCUGUUGAAGAACACUCAACUAUUUUGUCCGACUUCUCCUGUAGACGUGAAGCUCUUUCAUUCUUGAAGAGGAAGCUCCAGGGAAGCAAGAAAUUCAAUCUGGAGGGCAAAAGGGUUCAUCUUGUAUCAUGAAGCAAAUACGAAGCCUACGGGAGACAAUAUGAUUUUGCGUGUGGCUCCUGCAGUCAUAUAUUUGUCGAUUGUUGCUUCGGACGAGUAUACAUACAGGCUGUGCACCAAGUGGCACGGUAUAGAUGUAAGGAGUCAUAGGCCCGGGACGGGGGCCAAAAUUUUGCAAAUCUUGCCAGCUGCUGGAAAUUUGGAAGUGUGUGCUGAGUCAUCUGUAUCGUAAUAUCCAUGUAGCUGAUGCAUCUAUAGGUGUUUGUAAUUUUUUUUUGUUGGGUGUAGACUUGUAUUUAGAGGAUGGUUAUGCCUAUUGUGCAUUGGCUGUCUCGGGUUUAGAACUCGCUCAUAUAAGUCUCCAAACUCACUUUGCUCCAUAAGUUUCCACAUGCAUAUGAUCAUCAACUAUUUUUCCCCC